Talpa occidentalis (Iberian mole) is the source of this 942-nucleotide messenger RNA. RefSeq names its product olfactory receptor 11H7-like. The record is from RefSeq and is a predicted model, not a curated record. NCBI's taxonomy places the organism in Eukaryota, Metazoa, Chordata, Mammalia, Eulipotyphla, Talpidae. The coding region runs from base 7 to 942 and encodes 311 amino acids. Gene Ontology annotation, molecular function: olfactory receptor activity; G protein-coupled receptor activity. Gene Ontology annotation, cellular component: membrane. Gene Ontology annotation, biological process: G protein-coupled receptor signaling pathway. The transcript has a single exon.
AGGACCAUGAAUAAGUCAGGGAUAUCUACUGUGACACAGUUCAUCUUGUUGGGCUUUCCUGGCCCCUGGAAAAUGCAGAUUAUACUCUUCUCAAUGAUUUUUUUGGUUUAUAUCUUGACUUUGACUGGGAAUGUGGCCAUUAUUUGUGCCGUGAGGUGGGACCACCGACUCCAUACCCCUAUGUACAUGCUUCUGGCCAACUUCUCCUUCCUGGAGAUCUGGUACGUGACCUGCACAGUUCCCAAUAUGUUGGUCAAUUUUUUUUCCAAAACCAAGACCAUAUCUUUCUCUGGUUGCUUCAUUCAGUUCUACUUCUUCUUUUCCUUGGGCACAACUGAAUGUUUCUUCCUCUGUGUCAUGGCUUAUGAUCGGUACCUGGCCAUCUGCCAUCCACUGCAUUAUCCCUCCAUCAUGACUAGUCAGUUCUGUGCCAUUCUGGUGUCUCUUUGUUGGCUCUUUGGUUUCCUUGGACAUUUAGUUUCUAUUACCUUCAUUUCUCAACUUCCCUUUUGUGGCCCCAACAUCAUUGACCACUUUCUAUGUGAUGUAGAACCACUGAUGGCUCUGUCUUGUGCCCCCAACUCCAUCAUAGAAAAUGCAUUCCAUUUUGUAACCUCUGUGUUCAUUGUUCUCACUGGCCUGUACAUCCUUGGCUCCUAUGCCCUGGUCCUCAGAGCUGUGCUUAAAGUUCCUUCUUCAGCUGGGCGGCAAAAGGCCUUCUCUACCUGUGGAUCCCACUUAGUCGUGGUUUCUCUGUUCUAUGGAACCAUAAUAGUGAUGUAUGUAAGUCCCAAAUCUGACAACUCAGUUGCUAUGCAUAAGAUCAUCACUCUGUUAUAUUCUGUAGUGACACCGGUCUUAAACCCUUUCAUCUACAGCAUACGCAACAAGGACAUGAAAUUUGCCCUUCGUCAGGUAUUUUGUAGAAUGAGAGUUAUCUAA